Messenger RNA from Orcinus orca (killer whale), 4933 nucleotides. RefSeq names its product stannin (gene SNN). Bases 1794 to 2057 code for a protein of 87 amino acids. The record is from RefSeq and is a predicted model, not a curated record. The transcript is spliced from 2 exons. Gene Ontology annotation, cellular component: mitochondrial outer membrane. Lineage: Eukaryota; Metazoa; Chordata; Mammalia; Artiodactyla; Delphinidae.
GGAGGGAUGGUGUGGGUCAAAGGAGGGGACUCUAAUCUGCUCUGCUGCUGGCUGGGCUCCACUGGGCCUUGAGUGUGUGAAGGGACCUGUGGAGUGGGGUUAAGGCUUCAUUUUGGGGUCCCCUGAAGAGGCAGGGGUAACUAGAACCCAACCCAACAUUGGGGAAGACCUAAGCCGUGGGCCUCCGAGGGCAGCAGGACAGUGGGGGACGCCUGCGCUCAGCUUGCUGGUGGCUGAUGCAGGGUCUGUCCUUUGAACCCAUCGUGGUUGGGGGUGGGGCACGGGGAGAGGUCAGAGGGGUGGUGUCCGCAGACGCUGGGCUUUAGAAAGCUUGUUGAGAUCCAUCUGAGGGAGGUGGGAGCGGGAGGGUGGAGGGAGGGUGGAAGGGGGGUGGAGGGUUGGCACUGUGUGUUUGGGGGAUCCAGAUGGCCUUGGGCUUCCAGUGCCAGCUUUCGUCCUGAGGGAGCUGGCAAGGAGAUGCUACAGAGGUUGGGGGGAGCAUGGCCCGUCGCCCACCCCUAGAGUGCCUGGAGACUACAGUCCUCGGCUGUGCUCUGGCUCCCAGGCUGGCCUGACCCUCUGCACUUAGAAGACCCCUCCCUUUAUUCUGCGGGGCCCCACUUCUGGGUCCCAUCCUCCUUUAUUCUGUCCAAGUUCACUCUUGGACGAUCCAUUCAAGCUCUCCACGCCUUAGUUUCCUCACCUGUGAAACUUGGAUGGUAGCAGUGAGCAGCGCUAGCCAUGGGCUUGUUGGGAGGAGUAGAUGAUGGUAUGGAAUAAGUGUUAACUGCUUUGGUGAUUGUUCUAAGGGGGUCCAGGUUUCCCAUGUGCCAUCCUGGGCGUCUACCCAGCCCAAGCUGUGGUCCUCCGCGUCCUGCCCUGUGUGCUUUCCUGGAUCAGGGUGAGGGGUCAGCUGACUUGCAGGAAACAUCUUAGCUCGGAGGGGUAGGAGGGAGGCCCUGAAGAGAUGAAGCAAGGGGUGGGGUCCAGCCCAGGCCAAGAGGGUUCAGAGGGAACUGGCCGGCCGCCCUCAUGCUUCAGGUUCCUCUGGGAUCUGCAUCUCAGUGGCAUCUUCCCUCCCCUCCCCUCCCCACAGCUCGUGCAGGGACAGCUGCCCCUCUGUGGGCUUGGGCCAGGCCUGCCUGGGACCCACUUGCACACGUGGCUCCUACCCCCAUGCUCAGACUGCAGUCUGUCCUUCCACGCAGGCUGCCAGCUCCCUUGAGGGGACCCAUGGUGGCUUCAAGAUUCGGGGGCAUUCGGGGUGGGGGCUGCUGACCGUGAUCCCCAUGCAAGCAAGGUCUCCUCUGAUUACUGCCUCCCCGGGCUUGGAGUGGUCGGUCAGCAGACAUUUAUUGAGCACCUGCUGUGUGCUGGUAAUAGGGCUGGGGAUCCAGCAGUGGGCAAGAUGGACAGUGCCCUUCUACACCCUCAGAGUCCACUGCGGGAAGGAGACGGCAGCCAGGGAAACACCUUCCCUCACCCAAGAGAAUUUCAGGUGGCAGAGCGCCAGGAAAUAAGAGGAAGUAGUACGAGACGAUGGCCAGUGGGGGUGGGCUGUGUCUGGCUCCUGGGUGAUCUGGGAAGGCAGCCCCCAAGAGGCACCUUCUGAGAAAGUCCCGUCUGAUGGGAAGGAACCAGUCACGGGACACUCAGGGAAGAACACUCCAGGCAGAAGGAACAGAAAGUGCAGAGGCCUUGAGGGCUCUCGUGUCCAGCCUGGGUUCCAGCCUCACUGAGUCGUCCCCACCAAGACCUUCCUGCAGAGGGCCCCCCCUGCUCAAGCGCUAACCAUGUCCAUCAUGGACCACAGCCCCACCACCGGUGUGGUCACGGUUAUCGUCAUCCUCAUCGCCAUCGCUGCCCUGGGGGCCUUGAUCCUGGGCUGCUGGUGCUACCUGCGGCUGCAGCGCAUCAGCCAGUCAGAGGACGAGGAGAGCAUCGUGGGGGAUGGCGAGACCAAGGAGCCCUUCCUGCUAGUGCAGUACUCGGCCAAGGGACCGUGCGUGGAGAGGAAGGCCAAGCUGACCCCCAACGGCCCUGAAGUCCACGGCUGAGCCGGGAUGCGGAGGCUCCUGGACCUGUCUGCCGCCAGCCAAGAGGCGCAGUAGGGGCGAAACCACAGACAUGCUACCAUCUGAGAGGAAGGGUUGACGCUUGCUGGCAUGGCCUCACCGGACUUCGUCAUCGCAUGCACCGACUCCUGGGGUCCCGGCGGUCCUGAGCCAGGGCUCAGUGGCACUGGGCAACCCCUCAGCCUCCUGGUAGGACUGCCCAUUGCAGGCAGUGGGCAGGCCUGACCUUGCUGGGGCUCACGGCCCCACAGCGCUUUUGUUACUUGAAUGUUUAGCUGAGCCUGUUUUUGAUGGAGCUACUACUGUAACACGUGAGCUCACAAGCCUGUGAACUGUAAAUAGGCCCCAGAAGCACGUGCUUAAGCCUCUCUUGCUGAUUUUUUUAAAAAUAUAGAGCACAUGGGACUGUCCGUACUAACGCUGAGCUGAGUCAAGGCGGGAGGGGGGGUCUUAGACUUGUAAGGCCCACAUUGCACUCGGCGGGGGCCUCAGAUACACGUGUGUAUGUAGAGAACGUGACACGUCGGCUUUAAGUCUCGCAGCUAACCUGUUGGGGUGCUUUGGCGAUUUCUGCUUUGUGAGCAAUGAAUGGGAGCAGCAGCACGUCCCGCCCUCUCCUGCUCUAGGUAGAUGAGGUUGUAAAUGCCAGUUCCUGUUGCUAGUGGAGUGAUUGCAAGGAAGCUACUGCAGCUGCUUGGGAGCCGGUGAAGGACGAGUCAGGGCCCGAGGCCCGAGUCCCAAGGCUGCCAGGCGUCCUAGUGGCCGAGCAGUUUCUGGCCCCCGUGGUCUUGAGCAUGCUGAGCACCCUGCCCCCCACCCAGCUUUACUGAGCACAGGCUUCGCUAGAAACACCAGAGCCGCGGUGGCUACCUGAAUCCCAAACCCAGUUGGCCCAGGAAGGACAGAACAUUGUGGUUUUUGUUUGUUGUUGUAUUUAAUAUCUUCUGCACUGGAGGGGGUGGUGGGGGGUGCUUGGUUUCUUCCCCCUGCCCUUUUCACAAAUUCGCUUCCUUUCCUCCCAGAUUCCCACCCACCUGCUGGGUCCUGGAUUUCAUUUUCCACCUCCUAGGUGGGCCACCUAGGAGGGUCCCCUGACCUUACUCUGAGAGCGCCAAGUGUCACUUCUUGUGUGCCUGUGCACACAGGAGCCCCCAGCAGCCUGUGCUUAGUGGGCACCCAGGGGAGGGGGCUGGGGGAAGAAGGAGUUUCAGGUUCAGGAUUUGGUUUUCAAAAAGGUGAGGAGUUUGGUGGCUCUUGGUCAGGCCAGUGAUUCCCACCCUGCCCCUCCGAGAUGUCCCUUGUGUAUACUUCAGUGAACUUGCUUAGGUUUUUAAUCCCACCACUGUAAGCACACCCUGAACUAUCAUGAUUAAAAUGUGAUUUGUGUCUGCAUCCUCGGGAAUAAACUGGAGGCCAGCUCUGGGUGAGCUGGGGAGCGCUGGCCCUCAGCACUUGAGCUGCCUUGCCAGCAGCAUGGGCAGGGAGCUCCCAGGUCGCCAGGGGCUGCCCCCUAUUCCCAGCUCCCCCUCAAAGCUCUGGCCUCCUGGUCGGGCGGAAGGUGGCUCCUCUGGCCUCAUCCAAAUCUCCUCUAAAAAGCAUGUUGAACUAAUCAACUUUCUAGAACCCCUAGUAGGGAGCUUAAGGAACACUCCUUUUAGCGGCGUACCCCUAAAUUAACGGUCAAACAUUAAGGUGUAUAGCUUGGGGGGAGGGGAGGAGUAGCUAGUUAGGCCAUUUGAGCUGAAGGCAGGAUUGAGACAGCACAGGUGGGCUACUAAGGAAUCCUUAGGAGGCAGCCGGGCUUUAGUACAGGGGAGGAAAUGCCUUUGGCCCCCACCUGGGGAUGGCCAAGCAUGAGUCAGGCUGGAGACCAGCAGAAGGCCCUGUAAGCAGCACACAGGGUGUGGGCGGGAGGAGGGGUCAGAAGUUCUAAAGGGGUCACCUGGAAGGUCAGGGAGAAGGUGUGUUUCCUAAUGAAGGACAUAAGAAAAAUGGGGCAGGUGUAGGGGUGUUCGAUCCAUUCCCCUCACAUUUCAGAACUUCAGGCUUUCUACCUCUACUUUCUGCAGCCGGCAGCCUGCACCUAAGGCUGUCUGUCCUUUACCCAAGUAACCGAGGAGCUCCCGGGCCUUGCAUUUUCAGUCCCUGAGCCUGACCCUGAAAAUGACCAUUGCUUGACUGUCAAACUCGCCCUGAGCUUCUUACCAUGGCCGGUGCAGUUUCAGUUUUGAAAAGAUGAGGCAUCACUUUCUCCUCAGUUUCAGUCCUGGAGGUUCCUUAUCCCACGACAUCUGUGCCAUUUGCAUCAGGCCCAUCAGCACGGUGUCAGUGCCAGGUGAGGGUCACGGGCAUGGUGGGGCACUAGUGGGGUCUCUGGAGGCAAGUGGAAGUGCCUGCAGAACUGGUGACCAACCACAUAACAGCUUUCACUGUUCUUGGUCAACAGCUACUUUUUUUUAGCAUAGACACCAGAGCCACACACUCGAAUGGCUUAGUUAAGUUAUGACCUCUCAUUGAAUUCUUUCUGAAUAGCCCAACUGUUGUGUCCAAGUUUUCUGACUAGUCAGUCAGGACAUUAGCCUUUCAUUCUGCAUGUCAUCGCAGAAGCAACAGCAGGGGGAUGGGGAGGGAACGCCGACGCUGAGCCACUAAAAUAUGGACUAACUUUUCAGACAAAUCUUCAAGUGGACUGUGCUACUGUUUUUGUCUCAAAGCUACCAAGUUUGUGCAAUAAGUGGAGGGGAUGUCAUCCCUGUUCAAUAAAAGCUGAAUGACAUUCAAGCUGAUUUUCUAGACCACUGAGAAAAUCUUUAUUUACAAUAAAUUUCAAUAAAAUUUGCAUAAAUAUAUUCGCAAUG